Molecule: messenger RNA, 1696 nt
Organism: Manis javanica (Malayan pangolin)
Lineage: Eukaryota; Metazoa; Chordata; Mammalia; Pholidota; Manidae
Gene: FOSL1
Product: FOS like 1, AP-1 transcription factor subunit
Biological process (GO): regulation of transcription by RNA polymerase II
Cellular component (GO): nucleus
Molecular function (GO): RNA polymerase II cis-regulatory region sequence-specific DNA binding; DNA-binding transcription factor activity, RNA polymerase II-specific
Source: RefSeq, a predicted model, not a curated record
GGCGGCUACCGGACUGCAGGAGGCGUCGAACAGCUCUGGGAGGACUGACAGAAGGCGGCGCGUCUGGGGAGGUGGAGCCCGGGGUGACCCGUACCCCAGAGAAACGCCCGCCCCCCUCCAAAAGUGGUUCAGCCCGACAACUUUUCAUUCAUAAAAAGAAAAGGCUCCGUGAGGAGUGAGUCAGAACCCAGCCGCCGACGCGGACCCCACCAGCCAGCCAGCCCAGGGCAUGUUCCGAGACUUUGGGGAACCCGGACCGAGCUCCGGAGCGGGCGGUGCGUUCGGCGGCCCGGCGCAGCCCCCAGCCACGGGCCAGCAGAAGUUCCACCUUGUGCCGAGCAUCAAUGCUAUGAGUGGCAGCCAGGAGCUGCAGUGGAUGGUGCAGCCUCACUUCCUGGGACCCAGCAGCUACCCAAGGCCUAUGGCCUACCCCCAGUACAGCCCUGCACAGCCCCGGCCAGGAGUCAUCCGGGCCCUGGGGCCACCUCCAGGGAUGCAUCGCCAGCCCUGUGAACAGAUCAGCCCGGAGGAGGAGGAGCGCCGGCGAGUAAGGCGCGAGCGGAACAAGCUGGCCGCGGCCAAAUGCAGGAACCGGAGGAAGGAACUGACUGACUUCCUACAGGCGGAGACGGACAAACUAGAGGACGAGAAAUCCGGACUGCAGCGAGAGAUUGAGGAGCUGCAGAAGCAAAAAGAACGCCUAGAGCUGGUGCUCGAAGCCCACCGUCCCAUCUGCAAAAUCCCGGAAGGGCCCAAGGAGAGCAACGCAAGCAGUACCAGCGGCACCAGCAGCCCACCAGCCCCCUCCCGCCCUGUGCCUUGUAUCUCCCUUUCCCCGGGGCCUGUGCUUGAACCCGAAGCAUUGCACACCCCCACGCUCAUGACCACGCCCUCCCUGACUCCUUUCACCCCCAGUCCCAUCUUCACCUAUCCCAGCACCCCUGAACCCUGUGCCUCAGCCCAUCGCAGGAGUAGCAGCAGCAGCGGGGACCCAUCCUCUGACCCCCUCGGCUCCCCCACCCUUCUCGCCUUAUGAGGCACCCCAAAGUCCCCUCCCUGCAGGUGCCACCCUAUCCAUCGUCUCCCCACCCAUUGAUCCAGCUGGCCUGGACCAUAUCCCAUGCCCAGCCCCAGCAGGUUCUUCACCUUUCCACAUGAGACUGAGCAUAUUUUGCUUCUUUCUAGAGCCUGUUUGGGGUCACCAGAGCUGCCCACUGUUUCUUUAGAGCUGAUCUCUCUAGCACAAUUUGCACUAAAUCAGAGACAAAAUAUUUUCCUGUUUGUGCAAGAGAACUGGCAGCCAAAGGGACUUUGUAACUCUCUAGAGGGCCUCUGGAGCCCUAACCCCCUUUAGAUCACCUACAGUCUUCAUCACCCUCUUCCUGUAAGCCACCCAACCCUACUCCCUGACAGAAGGUGAUAACUCUGCUAGCCUAGAACACUAAUUUACCCAGCCCCACUGCCAGCAGCAUCACAUGAUUAAAACAGGGCAUUCUGCUGGCCCCUCCUGAAUGGCACAGCUCAGGAAGGUGUCAGAGGCUUCUGUGAUGAGCUAGCUGACCUGCAGCCCCCAGCUCUGAGAAGACUUUAGCUCCAGGGAAUCCAAGCCUCCACAGUGAAGACAGCUGCUAUUUAUUUUCCUAAAGAGAAUAUUUUUAUACAAACCUGACAAAAUGGAAUAAAAGGCUUGAAGCUC